Messenger RNA from Arthroderma uncinatum, 2379 nucleotides. RefSeq lists its product as uncharacterized. The transcript is spliced from 2 exons. The record is from RefSeq and is a predicted model, not a curated record. Bases 1 to 2379 code for a protein of 792 amino acids. Lineage: Eukaryota; Fungi; Ascomycota; Eurotiomycetes; Onygenales; Arthrodermataceae.
AUGGAGGACGAUAAGGACGAUACCUUUUGGGAUGACGGGGUCGAUGACUCGGCCUACGACGCGCUCCUUGAGCUUGAACAAGAUGCAUAUCGAGCAACGCAGCAGGACGCCGUUGCCCGGCCCAUAGGACCCCCCGCUUCACGGCCUGUCCGGCCUUCGUUAAUGCGACAUUCCACCAGCAAUACCUCAAGCAGCACUGUCGAACAGAGGAGAAGAAGGCUAAAUCCCUCUCAGCACCUCCGGCCUGCACUGAGUUUUGGAGAUACAGAUUACCAGCAGUGGGAUGCCAGCGUACUUGAUAAGGAUGACGGGCUAGACUUGAUCGAUGAACAGGAUGCAUUACUGGAAACGCCUGGAGAAUCUGGUGAAGGGGACGGCAGACAGCCGCUCUAUACCAGCACAUCCCUAGGCCCAGGGCAAUGGCGCCGAAUUACAGCAGAUGAGCCUGGGGUGACCGUGGAGCCUGUGCAGGCACAUGGUUUGGCGGGAAGCCAUGCUGAGACUUCGUUUAACACGGGCGCGUACGAGUCUGUACAGCUGGAAGAGUUGAAAGAGCAGAUCGAACAGCUCAACCGGGAACGAGAAAGGCUCUCACAGGAGCUAGCAGCUGCAACGGCUGCAGAGGAGGCACGCGCUGGAGAAAUUGCUAUUAUCCGAGCAAACCAGGUAAAGGUUGAGAAGAACCAUAGCCGUCAAAUAAGUGCCAUGAAAAAUGCCAUGGAUGAGGAAACCAAGAAGUACCGGGCUGAAGUCGAGGCUGCGUUGAUGGAAAGCAAACGCCUCAUUGCCGAAAACCGAUUUCUUAAACAUGAUUUGCAGGAAGAAGCCCAUCGGGCUUCUAAGAUGCAGCAUAGUUUUCGAAGCAAGCCCAAGAAUGACAACGUACCUACGACACCGAGGAAAAGCAAGUCGCUACCUCUUAGAGAUGGAUUUGAUGAUGAUGAGCUCAUGGCGUCUCCUACAAAGUCCGCGGGGAGGAGAUCUAAACGCGGAACGCCAACGACUUCGAACAAGCGGAAGCGUGCAGUGGAUGAUUCCCCGAUACCUGUUGCACUCCAACUUAGCCAAGCUCUUGAAGCCAAUGCUAAUGAUGCUGGAAAUGAUGAAGUAGCCGGAGAGCAGGCUCUUGAGAAGCGCCAGCAGCAGCCUAAGCGAGAGGACCGCAAUAUGCGGUUUAUGCGCCACAUUCUCAACCACCGGACAUACCCCAGAAAAGCUCCUGAUAUAGAAGUCUUCUCUAGUUUAGCUUUCCCAUCCGACCCGGACCGCAAGUUCUCGUCGAUUAUCAUACAAUCCAUCACCGCGCAUAGCUCUAACAACUAUGCGGUUGACUAUACCAAGGCCAUAGCUUCAUUAUGGUCUCGCUCAUUAAAAGAGCACUUCCACUCUCCUAUUGCCCUGUUUAUGUCAAUAGUGAAAUUUAUACUUCACUUAGACCUCAACGCCCUUGCCCCAUGCCUUAUCGAAUCCAUUGUGCCGGUGCUACAAAACUCUGGCUACAUCAACGGCGUACCUCGAUUUACCAGUUCCCCCGUGUCGCAUGAAAACUUAGGGAAGAUCAAGAAAACACCGCAGAAAAAGCUGGACCACCGCGUUAGCUCCACCGAGGCACUCGAGAUCCUCUAUCUGAUUGUUAGCGGCUGUCAGCAAAGUCGACAGGCGCUGGAACUCUUCUGGCGCUGCGUAGGCUAUGACUUCAUUCUCAUCAUGUUAAAUUCUUACCAGCAACUGAAUGACAUCAUCCUCACAUUGAAGAUACUAGCUUGCGGCCAGCUAACGAAUACCUUUGGCCCAAUCUGUGACUCUGAGUCCCAGCAAUUAGAGCACGAAAAAUACAUCAUUGACCGCGCUGCUAACCUCCUUAGCGAACUCCCUUCUGCUGACGAGGGCGAGGAGCCAUACACACCGUGGGAGAUAAACACAUUACGCGUAGAAGUCAUGUCGUUCCUAAACGAAAUCGCCUUUUCGUGUCCCGAUCCGGCGCAGAACCGCAUCGGUAAAAUGAUUGCAUCCCAUCCGAGUGCUUUAGCUCGAGCCUUCCGCGCUAUGCAUGAUGAGCUCGAUGCUUUGUACUCAAAUCCGCCAGAACGGGAUUUGCACGCCACCGUCGUCAAUGGUCUGACUCGUCUGGUAUAUGGUAUUAUCAAGUCGUUUCCUACCCUGGUUGAUCUGCCGUCGCGGCUACGUGCGGUGCCUGGUGCAGUACAGAAACACCUUGUCGUGUUGACUCGUUUGGCGUUUAGUGAAGGGCUGUUGUUGGAAGCCGGGAUUCUCGAUGAGACUGUUGAGAUGGCUCAUGAGAUGCUGGAGGAUGCGGUUAACCCCCAGGAGGCAGAGGCGUUGCUAGAAGCGUUUCGGUCGACCAAGGGGGAUGAGUGA